AUUUACAUUAUUGUUGAAGUACCGAAGCGAGUUUCGAAAAGAGAUCGAGAUCAGCUAGAGAAUGGCGAGGAUGAUAGGAGCUCCUCCAAAAAGACCAAGCUAGACGAGGGCAACCAAAUGAAGGCAAUUAGUGCAGCAGGACUUGCCCAAAAGGCUAUAAUAAACGGUGAUCCUGAUCUCUCCGUCCUUUCGAGUAAAGAACUGGUUUCAGUACUUGCUAAUAAUGGCGCCAGGGUGGGUAGGACUGACCUGUACUAUUCAAUAUCCCAAACGGCCACUUCCCUCCAAAACGCAUCAUUUCAAGAAAUCGACGUGAUAUCCAGCCCUUGGGGGACAAAAUUUUCUGUGCUCAAGGUCCGAGAUCUGUACGUAGGAUCAGCUUUCAAAGAACUCUACGAUAAGAUCAUCAAUAAGUUUGGUAUAGACAGAGAUAUAAAGCCUGAAGCCCUCCAAAUGGUCCUCACAGGGACAGCCGAUAUAGGACAAUAAUCUUUUCUUGUAUACUUUGCUACCCGGCUGCUUGCCACUAGCAAUGAGGAAGACCC
Molecule: messenger RNA, 545 nt
Organism: Lobosporangium transversale
Lineage: Eukaryota; Fungi; Mortierellomycota; Mortierellomycetes; Mortierellales; Mortierellaceae
Exons: 2
Coding region: 118-489 (123 amino acids)
Source: RefSeq, a predicted model, not a curated record